AUGUCAGUUGAUAUUGUCGAGUCAGAUGACUUGAAGCCUGUCAAAACCGAAAGUGCAGUCAACCAACGAAAGAAGAUCAGCCUCAAGAAAGAAAAACCCAAGAACACUCACUUACCCAGUGAUGCUCAGAACAGAAAAUGGUGCUCUAAAUUCCUCCCAGCAGUAAUGUACUGGGUCAGAAACUCUAACUAUCCUUGGACCAUCCCCAAUGACAAACUUUCGGACAUCUGCUAUGAUAUUUUCAGCGUAGUGUACAAUGGUGCACCCGGAGAAUUUGAGGCCGACAGCUGGAGUGGUGGGUUUCACAUGGUUUGUCAAAGGAUUUCAGAGUGGAGGGGAGUCUUUGGCUCCACUGCCAUCAGUGUCCUGGUGAUGUUUUUUACUUCGAAUGAUGACUUCCAGGCUCCUGAGGCACGAAAGGAAUAUGCUGAAUAUCAGCUCGAGGAGUCACACUUUGUGUAUGAAGACCUGGACAAUGAGGACUCACCUGGAGCCUUUCUGUCUGAAUUCAUCUUGCAUGUUUUUGCCACCCACCUUAAUGCUAUCCAAGGAUAUGAGAAUGGAGAUUGUUGUGUGAUCCCAACCAUUCAUAAAGCACGCAUGCUGCAGGGGUCAGGACGACAGUGCCGAUGGUGA
Suillus fuscotomentosus is the source of this 636-nucleotide messenger RNA. RefSeq lists its product as uncharacterized. Bases 1 to 636 code for a protein of 211 amino acids. NCBI's taxonomy places the organism in Eukaryota, Fungi, Basidiomycota, Agaricomycetes, Boletales, Suillaceae. The transcript is spliced from 2 exons. The record is from RefSeq and is a predicted model, not a curated record.